Sphaeroforma arctica JP610 is the source of this 468-nucleotide messenger RNA. RefSeq lists its product as hypothetical. The annotation marks the transcript as partial. The record is from RefSeq and is a predicted model, not a curated record. NCBI's taxonomy places the organism in Eukaryota, Ichthyosporea, Ichthyophonida. The transcript has a single exon.
CCUUGGCGGGCGGCUAAGGGUGUUCUGAGUGUGUCCCUGAGACAUGCAGAAGUAUGGCUGGGAGGGGCGUCUGCUACCCCUAGUGAGGGAUCGCUGGGUGCGAUGGCAGAGACUUGGCUGGGAACCGCUGAGGUGAGCACGAGUGGGCGGUCGCUCGGUGCUACGUACACUCGGAGUAUGAGUGCUAAGUCGCCGUUGCUUACGCGACGUGAGCGCAAGGCAGCGGUGGCUGUGGAUACUCAUCCGGUCUUGGAAGCGAUGGACGGAGUGACGCAUCAAUGGACGACCAUACGCGAGCGUAUGAGGAAUCACUCACCACAGAGGAGUUUGUCCAGGUCACUGGAUGAUACGGAAGAGCCUCCAGUGAACGAGCUGGGUGACAAGCUGUUGCGACAACGGUUGCGACGCUUGAAGCGUUCUGUGUUUGGUGUGGAAGUGGGGGGUGAUAUCCUCGAGCGUAUCAAUUAA